AUGGGGCGCUUGACCAAUCCGAACUGUAGUCCCCGCCGCAUCUCCCCGUCGCAUCUCCUCUCGUCGCAUCUCCCCGUCGCAUCUUCCCGUCGCAUCUCCCCGUCGCAUCUCCCCGUCGCAUCUCCUCCCCGUCGCAUAUCCUCCCGUCGCAUCUCCUCCCCGUCGCAUCCUCGGCCCUGUCAUAUCUCCUCUCGUCGCAUCUCCCUGUCGCAUCUCCUCCCGUCGCAUCUCCUCCCGUCGCAUCUCCUCCCCGUCGCAUCUCCUCCCCGCCGCAUCUCCUCCCCGUCGCAUCCUCGGCCCCGUCGCAUAUCCUCUCGUCGCAUCUCCCCGUCGCAUCUCCUCCCGUCGCAUCUCCCCGUUGCAUCUCCCAUCGCAUCUCCCCGUCGCAUCUCCUCCCGUCGCAUCUCCUCGUCGCAUCUCCCCGUCGCAUCUCCUCCCGUCGCAUCUCCUCCCGUCGCAUCUCCUCCCAUCGCAUCACCCGUCGCAUCUCAGUCCCGUCGCAUCUCGCAUAUCCUCGUCGCGUCUCCUCCCCGUCGCAGCCCGUCGCAUCUCGCAGCUCCUCCUCGUCGCAACUCCUCCUCGUCGUCUCCCCAUCAUCUCUCCUCUCUGUCAAAUAUCCCCUCUCGAUUCCCUCCUCAUUCCUCCUCCAUCCCUUUCCCCCCUCCUCCUUCCCCCCAUCCUCCUUCCCACCUCCCUUCGUCCGCUUCACCACUAAUCCCUUCCUCCCCUUCUCUCUACCUCCCUUCCACCAGCGCUCCCUUCAUCCCUUGCUCCCUCCAACCAUUCUCCCAUGCGCCCCUCUAUCGCUUCCCGACCUCUCUGCCACCUUCGUCCUUUUCCCCUAUCCUCCCGCCCUCCCAUCCUUCCUUCUUCCCCUCCUCCUAUUCGCCCUUGGACUUCUCUUCCCUUGCUCGCUCCCCUACUUUUCCUCUCUUCUUCUGCCAUCUCUAA
Molecule: messenger RNA, 951 nt
Organism: Closterium sp. NIES-65
Lineage: Eukaryota; Viridiplantae; Streptophyta; Zygnematophyceae; Desmidiales; Closteriaceae
Source: the annotation of a GenBank genome assembly